Molecule: messenger RNA, 1008 nt
Organism: Puccinia triticina
Lineage: Eukaryota; Fungi; Basidiomycota; Pucciniomycetes; Pucciniales; Pucciniaceae
Exons: 9
Coding region: 1-1008 (335 amino acids)
Biological process (GO): glucose metabolic process
Molecular function (GO): NAD binding; NADP binding; oxidoreductase activity, acting on the aldehyde or oxo group of donors, NAD or NADP as acceptor
Source: RefSeq, a predicted model, not a curated record
AUGCCUGUCAAACUUGGAGUCAACGGCUUUGGCCGUAUUGGUCGUCUCGUUGUACGAAAUGCUAUCCUCCACGGUGACGUUGAGGUUGUUGCCAUCAACGACCCAUUCAUCGACCUUGAGUACAUGGUUUACAUGUUCAAGUACGACUCGACCCACGGCCGAUUCAAGGGUGACGUCAGUACCGCGAACGGCAAACUUGUCAUCAACGGCAAGUCCAUCGAUGUCUACUGCGAGAAAGACCCUAGCGCUAUCGCCUGGGGCAAGUCUGGCGCUGAUUACGUCGUCGAGUCUACCGGUGUCUUUACCACCAAGGAGAAGGCAUCGGCUCACUUGAAAGGUGGUGCCAAGAAAGUUAUCAUUUCUGCACCAUCUGCCGACGCCCCGAUGUAUGUUGUCGGUGUCAACCUCGAUUCGUACGACCCUAAGGAAACUGUUGUUUCGAACGCAUCUUGCACAACCAACUGCCUGGCUCCCCUUGCCAAAGUCAUUCACGACAAAUAUGGUAUUGUUGAAGGGCUAAUGACCACCGUGCACGCCACUACUGCUACCCAAAAGACUGUUGAUGGUCCCUCGGGUAAGGACUGGCGUGGUGGUCGUGGUGCAUCUGCCAACAUCAUUCCCUCGAGCACCGGAGCUGCCAAGGCUGUCGGCAAAGUCAUCCCUGCUCUCAACGGCAAGCUUACUGGUAUGGCUUUCCGAGUCCCAACUGCCGAUGUCUCAGUGGUCGACUUGACCGUUCGAAUUGAGAAGGGCGCCUCUUACGAUGAAAUCAAAGCCACCAUCAAGGCUGCUUCCGAGGGUCCCCUCAAGGGCAUCUUGGGCUACACUGACGAGGACCUCGUGUCUACUGACUUUGUCGGUGACAGCCACUCCAGUAUCUUUGACGCCAAGGCUGGUAUCAGCCUGAACCCCAACUUCGUCAAGCUUGUCAGCUGGUAUGACAACGAGUGGGGUUACUCUCGACGAGUCGUCGAUCUCGUAUGCGAAAUGGCAAAGCGAGAUGCUUAG